AUGUCGUCUGAAAAGGCGAUUGUCUCCUCCUUCGUGGAGGGAGCGCCCCCGGGAGAGCCGCGUAGCCUAACCGGAUGCCUUCCAGACAUCAAGGCACUGACGAUCUCGAGCCCGAACCUGGUGAACGAGCUGGGCCCGGCGUUCCAGAAGUACAAUGAGGAGCAGUUUGCGACAGUUAAGCUUCCUGGGAGCAGCCAACAGGUCAUCAUCAGCUCGCACAGCGCACUGGGCGGCGGCCGCUACUACGAUCUCGAGAGCUCGUGCAGCUUUGCGUUCGACCACACCACACAGAAGGCCAGCGCGGUCGAGAGCCAUGUUGUGGAUGGCGAGAAGGCAGAUUUAGCAAAAUCGACACUCAAGGCGCUGUCGACCUACGUCAAGGAGCACUUUACGAACGCCGCCUACGGCGCCUACCCGAUAGAGAACGAUACCAAGAUCGCCAUCAUCAUCGUCGCCAACAAGUACAGCCCGAGCAACUUUUGGAACGGGCGCUGGCGCUCGCUCUACAUCUUCAACCCGGCCUCUAGCUCCCUUGAGGGCUCCAUCAAGGUCGACGUGCACUACUACGAGGACGGCAACGUCCGGCUGCUGACCAACAAGUCGGUCAACAUGUCCGUGACGUCCGGGACGGGCGCGGGCAUCGCCAGGGAGAUCGCGGCGGGCGAGAAGAAAUACCAGGAGGAACUGAAUCGCAGCUUUACGAGCCUGAGCGAGGGCGCAUUCAAGGCGCUCAGGAGACAGCUCCCCGUGACCAGGCAGAAGAUCGAAUGGGACAAGGUGGCGAGCUACAGGCUGGGGCAGGACAUCGGCGGCGGGGCUGCUAGAAGAUAGACAGGUUCCCUUUGGGUGGUUGAGUAAGCGUGAGCAUGUAUCUGCAUUGAAUGUUACUCUCAGACCCAAUGGAGCGUUCUGUGUAGGCACCCGUAUGGAGAUUCGGGUGUCUUUAUCUGUUGACGCAUGUGCGAGUAAGCAGCGAAACUCCGCCAUUGACACUUACGCCCCCGUCCCAGAAAGUUCCGACAAGCGCAUCGAUCGCUAACGCUGCCCACAGCAAUGGAGGGCUGCAAACUCUGAAACCGACUUGGCGUUGGAAUGCGGGCCGCUGGGCAAAGUACGGCUUCGAUCUGGCCUCCGGAAAACGGUCCCCGCCUCUAUCAGGAGGAAAUCCCCGCACGAAGUUCACAGAAACCCGCCGGACACCCUUCUGUCUGACUUCGCAGUGAAAUGCAUCGGUUUCCGAGAUACCGCAAGUCUCCAAAUCGAACGACUAUGAAAUGAACGAAUCAGAUUCCAGAAGGGAUAA
Molecule: messenger RNA, 1303 nt
Organism: Parathielavia appendiculata
Lineage: Eukaryota; Fungi; Ascomycota; Sordariomycetes; Sordariales; Chaetomiaceae
Product: subunits of heterodimeric actin filament capping protein Capz
Exons: 4
Coding region: 1-831 (276 amino acids)
Biological process (GO): actin cytoskeleton organization; barbed-end actin filament capping
Cellular component (GO): actin cortical patch; F-actin capping protein complex
Molecular function (GO): actin filament binding
Source: RefSeq, a predicted model, not a curated record